CGUUGGCUGGCAGGGCCGGAGAGAGGAGACGCAGGGCUUCCGCCAUGAGGUCCUCAAAGGGUUUUCUUGCCCUUCUGCUUUGCUUCCCCACAGCUGCGACAUUGAGCCUGCUGCGCUGGUGCGCAGUUUCUGACCAAGAGUUGGCCAAGUGUAGCGACAUGAGCAAGGCCUUCUCCAGAGCAAACAUCUCCCCUGAACUGGCCUGUGUCAAUGGUGGCUCAGUGAUUGACUGUGUCUCUAGGAUUAAUCGGAAUUUGGCCGAUGCAGCCACUGUGGACGGGGGCAUCCUUUACCAGGCUGGGAAGGAGCACGGUCUGAAACCAGUCGUGGCUGAGGCCUAUGGCAAAGACCUUGGCACCUCCUACUAUGCAGUGGCAGUGGUGAAGGCGAGCUCCAGCCUGACCAUCAACCACCUGAGAGGAGCCAAGACCUGUCAUACAGGGAUCAACCGAACAGCUGGCUGGAACAUCCCGGUGGGCUUCCUCCUUGAUAGCGGCCGAAUGCCCAUGAUGGGUUGCAGUGUCACCCAAGCCGUCAGUGACUAUUUCAACGCCAGCUGUGUCCCUGGGGCAACUGCUGUUGGGGACCCUGCCUCCCUCUGCGAACUCUGCAUAGGAGACUCUGCUGGACAGAGCAAGUGUGAGAUGAACUCCAAAGAGGGAUACUAUGACUACUUGGGUGCCUUCAGGUGCCUGGCGGAUGGGCCAGGAGAAGUGGCCUUUGUCAAGCAUACCACGGUGACCGAAGCCAUGGACGGCCAAGCUCAGCCUUCCUGGACCUUGGAGGACUUCCAGCUGCUCUGCCAGGACGGGAGCCGGGCGGCAGUCAGCGAGUGGCGGACUUGUCACCUGGCACGGGUCCCUGCUCAUGCCGUGAUCACCCGACAGGACGUGGAAGGCAGCCUCAUCUUUAAAGUGCUGGAUCAAGGACAGCAAAAUUUCAAUGGUGGAAACUCCAGCUUCCAGAUGUUUGACUCUGCAGUCUAUGGAGGGAAAAAUCUUCUCUUUAAAGACUCUACCGUAGAGCUGGUUCCCAUUAUGGAACAGACCUACCAGGCUUGGUUGGGAGAUGAAUACCUGCGUGCCAUGCGAGGCUUGGAUUGUGAUCCUAAAAGGCUGCCAGGAUUCCUGCGCUGGUGCGUCUUCUCAACGGAGGAAAUCUGGAAAUGCAGCAAGAUGGCUGCCGCCUUUAAGAGCCAGAAUCUGAAGCCCGAAAUCCAGUGUGUUUCAGCCCAGAGUCCAGAGCAGUGCAUGGAACGCAUUCAGAAAAGAGACAUUGAUGCUGUGGUUCUGGCUGGAAAGGAUGUUUAUGUAGCCGGGAAGACCUAUGGCCUGGUGCCGGCUGCUGCAGAGCACUACGCAGAGGGAGAUACCGUGAGCACCUACUAUGCGGUGGCAGUGGUGAAGCGAGCAACGUCUGACGCCUUCACCAUCCAUGAGCUGCAACAGAAAAGGUCCUGCCACACUGGCUAUGGGCGGAUGGCCGGCUGGAACAUACCCAUUGGCCUGCUGUUGCGAAAGGGGUUCAUUCAGCCCCAGGAAUGCGACCUUCUCAAAGCGGUGAGUGGCUUCUUCUCCACCAGCUGCAUUCCGACAGCCGAGAAGGAGGGCUACCCUGCCAACCUCUGUGAGCUCUGCAUUGGGGACAGCCAAGGAAAUUUCAGGUGCAACGCCAGCAGCCAGGAGACGUAUUACGGCUACACAGGAGCCUUCAGAUGCUUAGCAGAGGGUCAUGGUGACGUGGCUUUUGUCAAGCACAGUUCAGUCUUCGAAAACACCGAUGGGCACAAUACUGAUGCUUGGGCCUCAAGACUUCGGUCUGGCGAUUUCCAGCUCUUGUGCCCAAACGGUGCCCGUGCUGAAGUUCCCCAGUUUGCUCAUUGUCAUUGGGGCCAAGUGCCUCCUCGUGUCAUUAUGGUCCACCCAGACACCAGUGCCCUGGUUGUGUACGGGCUUCUGCGUAAGGCUCAGGAUUUCUUUGGUGAUGACAACAACCCGAAUGGAUUUAAAAUGUUCAGUUCAUCAGAAUUCCAAAAGCAGGAUUUAAUCUUCAAGGAUUCCACAGUUGAAAUUGUGCCAGUGGGAGAGAGAAGAACAUUCGAGUCCUGGCUGGGGCAGCCGUUCCUGGACUCUUUAGAAGGCCUGGAAUCCUCCCAGUGUUCAAGAGCUGCUUCCAAGCCUCCGAAUGCGAUUUUCCUCCUGAUGACAAUUCUGACUCUUGCAACAAUUUCCACUUUGUGAGCCAGAGCUCAGGGGCAAAAGUACAAAACACAACCGCAAGACUUAAAAAUCUAGGGAAUCCUCAUGGACUCAAUCAACGAUUUGUGGAAUAUUUAAUUUUCUUCCCUGUCUAGCCUAAAUACCGUGGCAUUCUAGUUGAUAAGCCAGCUUUUUAACCAUGACGUAUUGAGCAAAUCAUAGUGACCUUCUUUGCCCAAAAUGCUGAGAUCUCAUGGAUGGACUUGGACAUCAUGUAAAAUGAAGAGCACUGAAGCUAGAUUGUGUGGUAGCGGGUGUGAAUCAGGGCCUGCUCUAAACUGCCUUUUCAUAACAACUGUCUCAUUUGGGAGUCCGGGGCUUUUUUCUUGGCUGUGCUAAUCUGGAAUUCAUUACAGUACGCAAUUCUCUUUCCUCUGGAACACAAUAAUUAAUGUGCAUGUUAAGUGACAGGAGAUUCUUGUUGUGAACUACAAAGCAUGAAGAGUACAAAGAGCAGGUAUCAAUGGAGAAGCGCAGCACGGAUGAUCUUUCUGCCAAUACUGCUUUGGCAAUACCUGUGGCUCCACCAAAGACAAAAAGGCUGGAAAUGCUCCCCCUGCGGCCAUAGGAUCCGACCUCAGCAGAUAAAACAGGCUGAUUGCAGGACAGACUGUUUUGGAUGUGACCCAUUCAAUAGUCUUACUUGAUCACAGGAGCUGUAAAAGCCUCGGUGUGUUUUGUAGAUGUGAGAUAGAAAUAUUUUUAAAUAAAAGAAAAAGAAUAACAACCGAUGGGAAAUUAAAUAAUAUGGAAACUAAAAAAGAUAGGGUUAAAAAAUAAACCGAAAAAAGAAAAGCUAUGCAUUUGUAUCGUGGAGUUGAGUCAAUUGGAGUCAGGCUGUAUCCAAGUAGAAUAAAAUAAAUACAUAAAUAAAUCAAUUUUAAUUAAAUUAAACUAUCGCAUAAAAUUGUAUCAAUCAGUUUUCCAUCUCACUGGUAGAAGCUCAAUUCGUGAAUAUAUGCAUGUCUUUCAUUCUGGCUAUUAAAUUGCAUGUACUAUGGAAGUCUUUCCACCGGAAUAAAACAAUUUUCCUAACUCCCGACUGCACACGCUCCAUUCUCCAUUUGAUAGUUUCCAAAUUUUCAGAAUAUUAUUUAGCAUCAUGUUCCACCUUUGAGCCCUCUUUUCUUUCUCAACACCUGUUUUCAAUGUUCCAAAUUAUGUCUCUUCUGUUACGCUUCCAACGAAGGCUGAAAUCUCAGCUUCACUUCACGUGCUCAGACUGAAAAUGUGUGGAACUGGAUCACUCUCAUUAUUUCAAACGAAUUGAAAGUUUCCCUUGUCAAUAGUAAAUAAAAAUUGACUAACAAUAGUCAUAAUGUACCAGGUUGAGAAGCAAUUAAUACAUCACAUCCAAGUAACAGAAUAACAGUUAGAGGGGAAUUGGAGGUCUUCUAGUCCAACCCUUCUGCUCAGGCAGGAGACCCUAUACCCUUCCAGACGAGUGACUGUCCAGUCUCUUCUUUAAAAUCUCCAGGGAUGGAGUGCCCACGACUUCUGGAGGCAACUGGUUGAUUGCUCUGUCAGGAAAUUCAUCCUUAGUUUUAGGUUGCUUCUUUCUUUGGUUAGUUUCCAUCCAUUGUUUGGGCGGUCGCCUGCUUUUGAACAGCUGAGUUGGCAGGAACUGGAGCAUGCGUUGAGAGCCCACCCCAUCUGGCAGCAGCAACCGGGUCUUGGACACAAGCCUGCCUGUCACCCUAUCAGCAUCCUAACCUCAUGGAUCACCACGCCCCUGCAGAUUUAGUUUACCCAACACAAUCCACCCAAUUUUAAACUACAAUAUUAUAGGUGUCUGGUAAAAACCAUGACAAUGGCACCACUGGUCAAGUAAGAUCCACUGUAUAAUAUGCACCAAGACUUGCAGAACAUAAUUUUAUCUUGUGAAUGAUGACAGGUGCAUAUGACAUUGCCCGCACCCAAAUGCUGCUGUAUACUAGUUAGCGAUCCAUUCAUUGUUCUUGCUGAUUCAGUGGACACAUAUGGGCCAAUUAAUUAUCUAGCACAUGCUUAGGCACAAUGGCAUCGGGCUCUUUUUUUUAAUGGUUUAAUAUCUUCAUCAAAUUCUGUCUGUUUAUUACUAAAGUAACAAUAAUUAAAAACAUGGUAUAAACAGAGGCGAUUAGACUUCCAAUUCAGGCAAUUUUCAGGCAAAAUUUCACGGGCCUCUUGGGUGCUUAAUUCCUCCCAGCCCUUUAAGGCUUCCUUUCUUCGGUGUAUCUUGCUCGCUCUACGGUUCUAUCCAUCGAACGUCGCUUCUCGCAUCUCUCGUGGAAACGCUGCCGGCUCCGAUUAAAAAGCAAACCGGCUUCCCCUUUCCCCGGUUCCAAUGCGGCGACGGCGCUCGAGCAGCCCGAGAAGCUGGCGGUCGCUUUUAGGAUCCAGAUCCGCUCCGGGUUCAGGAUCGCGUCCCUAUCCGGAGGAAAGGGGAGGGCGAAUCCGAUGCUGCAUUGAGAGCCGCCCGGUCUCCCCAGCAGGAGCCUCGCCGGGCAGCCUUCCGGGCGCAAACCUGGGCCUGCUGUCCGCAGCCCUCCGCCGCAGGGGGACGCCGGGGGUUCGCACCGGGGAGGGGCGGGGGGCGCGGCACCCUCCGCAACUGUCCUGCCCCCGCGCCGUCUCCCACGCCGCCGCCGCCCGGGGGGGGGAGGGAGGAGAGGCUCAGCUUGGCCCG
Crotalus tigris (Tiger rattlesnake) is the source of this 4926-nucleotide messenger RNA. Its product is annotated as melanotransferrin-like. Gene Ontology annotation, biological process: iron ion transport. The transcript is spliced from 16 exons. The coding region runs from base 45 to 2240 and encodes 731 amino acids. The record is from RefSeq and is a predicted model, not a curated record. NCBI's taxonomy places the organism in Eukaryota, Metazoa, Chordata, Lepidosauria, Squamata, Viperidae. Gene Ontology annotation, cellular component: extracellular region; plasma membrane; early endosome.